UGCAGGCAACGCUGCCCCUCUUGAAUUGCUCUGACCAGGAAAUAAAACUGCUACACCCACGCACAAGACUAGUACUGUGAGGAAUUACCUCUGUGAACGGCUGUCUCCGCGCAGAUUGUCGAGAAUCGUUCAAGAUGGCCGAUUUCCACCACAUUGCUCAACAAUUCGUUGAAUUCUACUACAAGACUUUCGACACCGACCGAGCACAACUGGCUGCCCUCUACAGAAAUAACUCGAUGCUUACCUUCGAGAAAGAGCCUUUCCAAGGAACGCAAUCCAUCCUUGAGAAGUUGACGAACCUGCCAUUCAACAAAGUCCAACACCGAGUCGACACCACAGAUGCGCAACCAUCCAACGAGCAGGGCGGUAUCUUGGUCUUGGUCACCGGCGCACUGAUGGUCGACGAUCAACAGCAACCCAUGAGCUACGUUCAGACGUUCAACCUGUUGCCCGAGUCUGGUAGCUACUUCGUGCAGAACGACGUCUUCCGAUUGGUUUAUGCUGCCGGCUGAUGGACGACCUCUUCCUAUCGAAGAUGGCCAACAACUGCCCAGAUGUGCCUCGGUGUCGAUUUGAUAGAGUGAAUGAUAUGCGCAGCCGAAGGCUCUGCAUGUGGGACUCAAUAUGAAGUGGUGUGAGAAGAGCUGAGACGAGCAUUGAUGAUAAAUUCAAGUUGGCAUUUUGAACGCCUACCCAAUGAACAUAUUCCGCCAGGUCUUCGGAUGGAUAUCUGGACCCGAGCAUUGACCUUCA
Exophiala xenobiotica is the source of this 753-nucleotide messenger RNA. RefSeq lists its product as uncharacterized. Gene Ontology annotation, biological process: protein import into nucleus. The transcript has 7 exons. Gene Ontology annotation, cellular component: nuclear pore central transport channel. Bases 135 to 512 code for a protein of 125 amino acids. NCBI's taxonomy places the organism in Eukaryota, Fungi, Ascomycota, Eurotiomycetes, Chaetothyriales, Herpotrichiellaceae. The record is from RefSeq and is a predicted model, not a curated record.